AGUCUCUCCACGCGAGCUAUGACGUCCUCAGAGUCCUCAGAGAUAAUCUCGCGGCGGCUGCGUCAUCUGCUACUAUAGGCUCUGCACACGGAUACAGCGCGACUGCGGAGUGCAGAGGAGAGCCAUCAUCGUCAGUUUAUCGUCGAGAAUAAGUCAAGACGUCCGCGAGCUUGCCACUCUUUUGAUGGCAGAAUUGCGUGCGCGAACCGCCAAGUGAUUUUAUCAUAGUUAAUGUGAUGUUUUCUGUGGGCAAACACGAGAAUGCCAAUACAGGCACCACAGUGGACUGAGUUUCUUUCUUGUCCUGUCUGUUGUCAUGACUUUGAUGUGGCUAUUCGUGGGCCUAUAUCUUUAGGAUGUGGACACACAAUAUGCCGCACUUGCUUGGCCAAUCUUCAUCGGAAACAAUGCCCUUUUGAUCAGAGUGCUAUCAACACAGAGAUCGAAAAGCUACCAGUAAAUGAAGCAUUACUGCAGUUAGUGGGCAACUCUGUACCAAGCAACAAUGCAGCGACAACAUUUCAAGCGCUUCUAUCCCCCGAAGAUUUCACCCAUUACCUGGUGGCCAAGCGUUGUAUUGAGGAACUUGCACUGUACCUCAAACCAUGCCAAGCCACACCUAACAAUGCUACAGGCAUUGGUUUAGUAUCUAGGCCAAUGCAAAGGAAACUUGUGACUUUGGUUGGGUGUCAACUUGUAGAACCAGAAGGAAGAGCAAGAGCCAUAAGAGCUGCAAGAAGUUUAGGAGAAAGAUCAGUUACAGAACUAAUUUUGCAACAUCAAAAUCCCCAGCAGCUUAGUGCCAAUCUUUGGGCUGCUGUUCGAGCUAGAGGAUGUCAAUUUCUUGGGCCAGGUAUGCAAGAAGAGGUGUUGAAGCUUGUGCUUUUAGCCCUCGAAGAUGGAUCAGCUCUAUCCCGAAAAGUGCUAGUUAUGUUCGUAGUCCAGCGCUUAGAACCACACUUUCCCCAAGCCUCAAAAACCAGCAUUGGCCAUGUGGUCCAGCUUCUCUACAGAGCUAGCUGUUUCAAGGUUUCCAAGCGCGAGGGUGACUCGUCGCUAAUGCAGCUAAAGGAGGAAUUCCGCACUUACGAAGCGUUGCGUCGCGAACAUGAUGCUCAGAUUGUGCAAAUCGCAACGGAGGCUGGGCUGCGCAUCGCUCCAGAUCAGUGGUCGGCCCUACUUUACGGCGAUACUGGCCAUAAGUCGCACAUGCAAAGCAUCAUCGAUAAAUUGCAGACGCCUCAGUCCUUUGCCCAAAGUGUGCAAGAACUCGUCAUAGCUCUUCAACGCACACCUGACCCUGGGCAGCUCAGCAGCUUAAGACCCCAGCUUGAACUUCUCGCUUCUAUUGAUCCUAGUCCAGAAUCAGAACCACCAUCAUGGACAGAAUGUCGUUCAGCCUUGGAAGCCAUAAAAAUCGUUGUGAGUGCGUUGGUAGAGUUCAUACAGCAGCACGGUAACCGCAAAUCGCAAGACGGAGCCCAUAAUAGCAGUCAGUCUAAAUACAAAGUGAGUAUGUGUAGAGAUCUGGCACUAAGGGGCUCCUGUCCCCGAGCCACUAGCUGCACUUUUGCUCACAGCGAUCUCGAGCUUGACAAAUAUCGCUCAAAGAAUCGCAAGCUUGGUACCAGGAGUAGUAUGCCGAUCAACGGCAAUGCCGAUGUGAAAAGUGAAAAGGCUUUGAUUGUGACUACUGGAGGAGGCGGCGGUGGAGGCGGUACAAAUAAAGGAUUUAAGCAGUGCAAGGACGCAACAAACAAUUUUAACAAAAAUCAUGAUAAUUCACAUAGAGAGAAUUUUAAUCAGAUAAAUAAGAGUAAUCAAGCUCAGCAUACUAGCGCUAACAAUGAGAACUUUAUCGGCUCCUUGACCAACUAUAUGCUACCUGGAACGCAAAAUGUCUCUCGAAUAAUACCCCAAAAGGACAUUCAAUGCGGCCAUUACAUCGUGCCUACUGGUACUGGAUCUCUUGAUUACGCUGCCGCUAAUCUCCACCUCUGGGACCCUACGCAGAUCGGCCCUGGCAUGCAGACUGUUUUUCCUAACAACAACAAUAAUAACAACAAGAAAAGUCGAACUGCAGCGAAGACACUGGCGGUAUUGUUGCAACGUAGGAUGGAGAUCAUCAAUCAGCUGGAAAACAUGGUUAGCAAGCAGGCACCGUCGCAGAUGAAAGCAAAUUAUUAUGACAUUCAAAGUGACUCGCUGUACCCGAAUUUUUCUAUAUGGACAAAUGCACCUACAAAUCAGUCUAAUCCAGGGAAUAUCAACUUCACUAAUAAUUUUAUCUGCAAUGAUUCUAUACUGUACGACGAUGAAUUUAUACCUUUCGAUGCUUCAUCUGCUAACAAAUACGGUCCGAUUUCUAGACUGUCGAAAUCUAUUUUAAGACCAACAAAUGGCGUCCAGCAAAAUGGCUUAUACAAUGAUGGUGUUGCGAAUUCGAUUUCCACUCUAAGACCUGUUCCAGCAUCUAGUCCUAUGGCUUCCCGAUUUUACAAUCAACCUUUCACUGCUAUUGGCACGAAUGGAGGAAUGCAACAAAUCUCCAAUUCAGGUCUCAAUGAUGCUUACAUUACCCUCAACCGAAAUCUACCAGAAACUGCUUCUCAAAUGCAAAUACCUCGUCAAGAUUGCAUGUCUAAAGAUUUAAUAAUUGAAUCGCAAAAAGUUAAGCAGCAGUUGAAAAAUUUAGAGAAAAAAAUUAAUGAUUUGAAGCUCGCUACUCAAGGAGCGACGUACAGCGAAGGCGAGAGAUUAGCGCAAGAACUGCAAAUGAUUGAAGCCGGGAUCAGAGAGAAGGAAAAGGAUGUGUGCAAUUGGAGUCCAUACAGUAACAUGGCUUGGAUUCAACCCCCCGUCAAUCCGUUGAAUAAUCAAAGUAUCAAUAGGGAUUUUAAAGCUGAAGAGGAGGACACCUACGAAGUUGACAUAGCGAAUGACAUGCGAGAAUUCGAGCUGCGAUGGGAGUCUGAGCUGCAGGAGCAAGAAGAGCGCUGGUCCAAAGAGGAGGAGGUGAAGAAGUGAUAGUAAAUCCCAGAAUCAGAUCUCGCAAACCCUUAGAUAUCAAAGUUAACUAGUACGUUAUUGUACUCUGUGUUGCUAUUGUUUUCUUCGUCAAAAUUUAUUCUAUAGAGUGGGUUUGUAGGAGUAUAUACGCGUUUAGAUCGAGUGUUUAUUUUCUUUGUACAUAGUCUUGAGAAUCCUGCAGAAUCUGUAUCAUGGCGAUGAUAUGUACCCGUAACUUCUAUUUUUCGGUUUCUCAUAUCGAAAAUUCCGCUAUACUACUGCUUCUGCGAAUCGAAGUACGAAUCUCGCUAUGACUACAUAUAAUGAUGACAACCUCAAUGAGGUUAAACGAUAUUAUGUAUCCAGAGAUUCGUAGUUCGGAGACGUAGAGACACGAUGAACUAUAUGGCAAGAUUUAAUGAAAAAACAAGAACAAAGCAGCUGUGACAAUUUGGAAUGUUAAUAAUUGUAUUGCAUUCUCGAGUCCGGUGGUCCUAACCGUAAAAAGGAUCCUUAGGCGAGGGAGUGUCUCUCCGUAGUCAUUGAAAAAAUAGUCUAUAUAGUCCGAUAAAAAUGAUAUGAAAUUGUUUUGCAAAAACAAAAUAUGCACGCGGGUGGUGUGGCAAAAGGGGAGAUUUGUUAAAAUUUAACAGAAAUUAAUCGUCAGUGUUUUAUAAACAUGACAGAGUGUAGUAUAUUUAUUUAUAUAUCUGUGCAGGUAGGGCGAAACUCAUUGAUAUCGCUUCGAUAUGUUUUGGGAGACGAUAAGAAACACACGUUAAUUGACCUGGAUUCAAAAGGUUUCGCGAAAAUAUAAAUACGUUUUAUGUAGAGAAAAAAGCAUAUAAAUGUUGAGAAUAUUAGCAAUCGAAGAAUCUAAGUGUGUUUAAAGGAGAUCUUGAAAUUUUAGAAGAAAACUUACGUUUGUGGUUUCUUACGAAAAAGCAAACGUAUAUUUCAGAUGAGUGCUUUUAAAAAUUACAAUUUUAAAAAGCCUCUUAUUCACUUGUGUUGGUCUAUUGUUUUUUUUAGUUUUAUUAAAAGACAAAUUUUUAUUGUUUUUAUAUAAAAACGAAAUACAUACAAUUUAUAAAUGAUAAACGAUUUGAGUCCUCAAAUUUCAAGGUCUCGGUCGCCUCGAUUCUAUAUAAAUAAAAAAAUAAUAAAAAAAUUAACUACCUUUAUAGAAAGAUUCGCAUAUUACUAUAUAGUUAAUUAAAGAAACAGUACAUUUGGAGUAAAUUAAGUCGUUCUUUGUGCACUAGGCAUAAUAAUGUUCGUGCACUCGCGAUAUCCUCUAAAGAAAUACUUCUUACGGUCUUGCUUACGAGAAAUUCAUACGUUUAUAUAUAACAUACGAACAAAAAGCGCAAAAAAUUUUCUUUAAGAAUUUGGUUAUACAAAAUAGUUUAGCCACCAUACUAAUAUAUUAGUUUCAUUCUACGUUGAAUUAUAUUUUUCGUAAUUGUGUGAAAUAAUAAUAAUGCUCACCUUAUAUUAUUAUCUUCAAUACAAUCAAAGAUGAAUAUGAUGGAUACGUAGAUGAAUGGUAUAUGUAUUUGUUAUAUGAUGGCAUGAUUUUUUUCUCAAGGCGAAAUCUUUUCGCAAUUCAUGGUACGUUAAGAACAGCGAAAACGUUUCGUCGUUACUAUCGUGUAAAGAAGAACAUUGUUUAUUGUGCCUAGAAAGGAGCAAAGCAUUUCUCUUAUUCUAUAAAUAUAAAAGGAAAAAAAAAAUAUAUAUAUAUAAUGAUAAAGACUGGUACUCACAAUUGCAAAUGAAAAAAUUACAAUUGUAUGUAAUUACUCAAUAGAGAGACAGAUAGAGAGAGAGAGAGAGAGAGAGAGAGAGAGAGAGAGAAACCCAAUCAUUUUUACAAAUUCUAUGUUCUUUUUUCUUUAUCUGUUAUGUUUGAAAAUCGAGUUCAAUUCUGAGAACUUUGCUUUCAAGCGGAAUAUAAUUGUUUAAGAAUAUCUAUAUAGAGUCACAUUGGCUUCCCGCGCAAUUAAGAUAGGAAAAAUUUUUUACUUUACUACACUACGAAUCGGAGCUCUGCAUUUGUUUUUCAUUUCCUCAAUUUCACAACAUACAGGGGACAAAAAAUAUCCAUCUUGUCAGGCAACUGAUAUACUCGCUUUUUACCCUUUUUGUUUUUCUGUUAUUUUACUUUGUUUGGAAAGAUUAUAUAUUAUUUUUCUUAUUACGUUUUCGAGUUUACGCAGUUCAUGAAUUGAUCGAUUCGUUUAAUUUUUUUCUUUGUGCAAGGACGCGUUCGUAACCUCGCGCCAAAGGAAAAAGCAAAAAAACUAUCAAAUUGGAAUUAUGUUUUAUUUGACUCUAGUUUUUUUUUAUAUGAUACAUAAUGUAUAGCCGAUUGUAUAAUGGAUUCCAGUUUUAUUGGAAGUGUUGAUAGACUUUUUACGAGAUCACCAGAUAUUUGGAGCUGGCAAAUCGUCGAUCGUGAAAGCGUAGGAUUAUUUUUAUACCUUUUUGGAGAAACUGAAUAUGUUCUGGCACGAUAUUUUUCUUUGCCUUCAAGUAGACAAAAAAUAUAUAUUGGCGUGUAGUACCUAGAUACAUUUAUUGGCAUUAUUAUUUUUUAAGUUCACGCAAUAUACAAAAGAGAUACAAUUUUUUCCGAACCUUUUUUUUCGCUCUACGGUGAAGAGAAAAUAAUAAAAAUUAUAGAUAAAGAAAUGUUUUGCUAGAACAUAAUUAAUUUCUUAUGGCAAAAAGACAACGGUGCAAUGACAUCCAUUUGAUUUGUCAAAUUCAACUUUUUCUUCUCUCUACAGUUAUCAGAGAUUCAUAAAGAAAGCUGAAAUAUGCAUUUUUUAUACUCGAAGAAAAUGAAAUAAGACUGUAGCGCGAAGAAAAAAGUUUCUUUUUCUCGUUAAUUAUUUAAUUGCGAAAGAAACCGUAUUUUGAAAGCUUGUUAUCGUUCGAUUUAUAUCUCUUGUAUUUACGUUUCCACUUGUAAGAGUAUGUUUCUCUCUUUUUUUAAUAUAAAUGUUGCUUACUUUUACACUGAAUCUCUUAACAUGGCAAGUACUUGGUCACUUCACUCGCACUCGUCUCCCUUUUUUAUCCCUGGCGGAUGUAAGUUUUCUUUGUUAAGUUAUAUAUUAUAACUGAAAUAAAAAUUGGUAAUAAAAUAUGUAUCAAAUGUGAAUUCAAUACAAUACACUGACACAAAGUAUUGUAAUAGUUACUAAACCACAAGUUAUAUCGAUACCAGAUCCUGCGUAAUUUUAUUGUCAAUUGUUACAGUAACGCAACAAAUUCUGUUUUUUACGUUGAGUAAUAUUAUUUUCCUACAUGUGUACUAUGUAGUGAGGAACACAAAAUUUGUUAAGGUUGUGCUACUUAUGUUACUAUUAGAUGUAAUUUUGCAAAUUUCUAUGAAAAUCCACAAAACUGUUGAACCUACAAAAAUGCUAAACUGUCGAAGAGAACGUUCCACCAGGGAGAACAAAUUAUAUAAUGCGUAUGCCGAGUAAGUAGACUGAAAAAUAGAGAAAAAAUAAUUAAUAAUAAAUAUAAAAGUAAGGAGGGCUGUGUAAACAAUGGGAAGUAAAAAGCGCAGCAAUACUGUUUGUGCGAGCUUCAGAUUAAUUGCAUGUUAAACAUGUCACUUUAUAUAUGUACGACGAUAAAUGAUACGCGCGUAUCUGUGUUAAUGGUAUAAAAUAAAAUAACGGGAAAAGAGAAAAAAAGAAAAAAGAAUUAUAGAAACCGACGCGUUCGCGUAUAAAGAUCGCUUCAAAAGAUUAAAAAAAAGAAAAGAAAACGACGGAACUUCUUUACUUGAACGCGUAUUAAACGACGUACCGCAAGUAUAUGCAUAUAUAUAUAUAUAUGCAUGUCGGUAUGCGACUUUUUACAAAACAAUCUGGAAAAAUGCUAGCGAAAUAUAACAAGAUGAUCAUUUUACCAUCCAUCGUAGAGUCAUGUCGAAUUCUCGUCUCGUAAUUUUUUUCAUUGUAGUAGCGAAAAAUUCGUUAAAAUUCGUGUAAAGACGAGCUUAAUUGCGCUAUUGCAAUGUAGCGGUUUUAAAAUUACCAUUUCAUUUGUACCAGAUGAAUCACAUACUUCCAUAUGUGAUUUUUCAGCGAUAACGUUGCUCAACUAUGUCUCUUUUUAUUAUACUACAACGAAGCGCUUCGUAAUAGCGGAUGAAAGAAAAGAAUCGUCUCGUCUUAAGUUGCACUUAUAUUCUACCAUUUGUACCGUAAGAAGAACGAAAGUCUCGUGAGCAGUGUGGAGACGUUUUUUUUUUUGUCAGUUGCUACUAAUCAAAUAUUUAAUACGUAAAUAUUAAUGUAUCUUUAAUAUUUGUGUAUUAUUUAUACAGCUACUAUGAACAUGAUAAUAAAUGAAUUUGAUUUUGAGUGAAAAAGAUAAUUUGUAUUGCUCCAAACUGAUUUUUUAAUCCGUUGCGAAUUAACUCGAAAUCGAUUUCACGUGAGUUCCGAUUCCAUUGAUCAAUGUGCACAUUCGCCUGUAAAAUAGGAAAUUGUUUGGGAGAUUCAGUAACUCUGUUGUUUGGCGAAUAAAUUUACUAAAUGAAAUUCACCUGUACAAUUUUAAACAUUCACUCUAAUAACGAAAGCCAAUCAUCGAGAAUCGAGAAAAUCUUAUUAAAGUAACGUUUCCAUUAUUGACCGUGAAAGACAAAAUAACAAUAAUAAAAUAGCCAACAACGUUUGCUCGUAUUACUGCCUGAAAAAUGAAGCGUACCAUAACGAAAGAGGGGAAGAAUAUCGAAAUUUUGUAUUGUUCGGAUGUCUAUAGAAAUCAUGUUUUUCUAUCUAAUAUAGCGUGCGAUUUGUAGCGACGACGACUUUUACCCGUACGAGCGACGACAACAAUAAUUAUCACAAUCUGUGCUCUUGAAGUUCGAGAGGAAAGAGUCGUUGGGAGAUCAAUGCUGUGAAUCAAUUUUUUAACUACACAGUGUACUCUAAGUUUUCGUUUUACUCGCCGUAUCCGUUCCAUUGAACCCGAUUAAUAAUCACGAAUCGAAUGAAGUAUCAAAGCAAAAGUUUCUAUUAUUUGUUACUCUUUUUAAAUCGGAUUCUACCAUGAUUUUUUGUAUAUUCUAUGUGCUGUAUAGAUCGCGCGAAUUUUUCACUCGUAACCGAAUUGUAAAUACAUAUUAUGCACUUGGACGAGGAGUACAUGUAUAGUUACGGGCAGCAAUAUUUUCUCGGCCUCGAAGAGACGACGGAGUACACUACAUAGAUAUAUUUAUCGUGACAAAGCCAAGUUUGUACUGUGAACUAAAAGAAAUAAUAAGGAUGGAAGAUGAUGAAGAGUAAAAUAUCGAGUGUAAGACGAUGUAAUUUAAAAAGCUCACUCCGUUCGUGACUUUCGUUGAUGCGACGAGUCGUUCCGUUUCUUCUCGCAUCCGAUGGCGUCGAAUAUUCGUUUUCUCUGUAUUUCCUUUGCAACAAAUGUAAUACGAUCGAAAGUGUAAUAUAUUUAUAUACUCAAUA
Molecule: messenger RNA, 8507 nt
Organism: Nasonia vitripennis (jewel wasp)
Lineage: Eukaryota; Metazoa; Arthropoda; Insecta; Hymenoptera; Pteromalidae
Gene: roq
Product: roquin-2
Exons: 14
Coding region: 262-3027 (921 amino acids)
Molecular function (GO): metal ion binding
Source: RefSeq, a predicted model, not a curated record